Molecule: messenger RNA, 1134 nt
Organism: Apiotrichum porosum
Lineage: Eukaryota; Fungi; Basidiomycota; Tremellomycetes; Trichosporonales; Trichosporonaceae
Exons: 2
Coding region: 1-1134 (377 amino acids)
Cellular component (GO): plasma membrane
Source: RefSeq, a predicted model, not a curated record
AUGUCCAGUGGAAACACCCCGCCUGCCCUCGACUACAAGUCGGGCACUGUCCCCGCCCAGCCCCUCCGCCUCCACGACGACGAAGAGCUUCACCGCUAUGUCACUGAUGAAAUGCCGCGUCAAGCCAAGAUGUCAACGUCCUCCACUGCCCCUCUGAACCAAGGUGGUGCCCUCAUUACCGUUCAGCCUCUCCGCAAGGCGGACAUGCAGCCCUCGUACGCGCAGGACCUUGGCUCUGGGUCUGUUACCCACGGCUUCUACGGUUCCAUGAUCUCGGGCGUCGGAUCCUGCAUUGGUCUCAUUGGCAUGUUCCCUAUUUGCCCCUUCCCGAACCCAUACAAGGAGGUCAAGCAAGGCUCUGUGGGCCUCGUCUCUCGCUUCGGACAGUUCUACAAGUCGGUCGACCCCGGACUUGUCCAGGUCAACGUUUGUUCCGAGUCUAUCAGCAUUGUCGACGUCAAGAUCCAGCUCACGACUGUCCCGCGCCAGACUGUCCAGACAAAGGACAAUGUCUCGGUCGAGGUCGACUCGGUCAUCUCGUGGCAUGUCGUCUCGCCUUACCGUGCCGCCUACGGUAUCAAUAACCUCGCCGUCGCCCUUGUCGAGCGUGCCCAGACCACCCUCCGCCAGGUUGUUGGUGGCCGUGUCCUCCAGUCUGUCAUUUCCGACCGUGAGGGUCUCGCCCAGGAGGUUGCCGAAAUUAUCGAGACCACGGCCGAAAAGUGGGGUGUCUCCAUUGAAUCGAUCCUCCUCAAGGACAUCAACUUCUCUGUCGAGCUCCAGCAGUCGCUCUCGUCGGCCGCUACCCAGAAGCGUAUUGGUGAAUCCAAGGUCAUCGCCGCUCGCGCAGAGGUCGACGCCGCCAAGCUCAUGAGGCAGGCCGCCGACAUUCUCGCUUCGCCGGCCGCGAUGCAGAUCCGUCAACUCGAAGCUCUCCAGGCCAUGGCGCGUACUUCGGGCUCCAAGGUUGUGUUUGUGCCCAUGAACUUGGGACAGAUGGGAGCGAGUAGCGUGGACGGCAAUGUCCAGCAGCAGAUGGUUGCAGCUGUUCAAGACGGCGAGCACCACGAGUUCCUUGGUGGCAGCUCCACUUCCACCCAGGCCGGUCUCCUGACGUCCAUGGCCAACGUUUAA